CUUAAGGCAAUUAGGCCCUUGAAUAGAAACAUACAGAAAGAAACACAGCUUGACAGAGUGUCUUAUCCAUAGAGCAGUGUGAGUUUUAUCUGUUGGUCUCUAGUUUUGUUGUGUCACUGCUGAUAGUUUUGAAAGAGUUUCCCACUUGUUUUGUUGUUUUCAGUUUAGUCAAGUUGCGGAGCAGGCACAUUGAAGAGCUGGGCUUGGCAGGGGCUCAUCAACAUUUGCCUUCCUUGCAAAGUUAGUGGGUGGGGGGAGUUCUCUCUUUUCUUCCAAUAAGCAUGGCGUUCCCCUGUUGCUGCUGCCCUUGGUUCUCAGUUGCUUCAGAAGAGAGGGAACCCCUCAAUAUACAGAACUCAAAUCAAAGCCGUCAAAACAACAGAACAGUUGACUUCAGCAAAGACAAACCUCUCGCAUUUAAAAGGGUCAAUGUGCCUGAGAUUGACAUACUGUUUACCAACAUUGCUGAGACUUUCAACAAGCAGCAAAGGGAUUUCUUGGCUCUCUGGGAAGCCAUCCAGGGGCUGAAAAAAGCCUAUAGCUGUUCACCUGCAAGCUAUCUCUCUGUAUGCAUGGAGAAGAUACAGCAGGAACACAGUGACUGCAGUGUGCAGGUGCACAUGGAAGGAUACAGAUUUGGGCUGGAUGUCAGGGAGAAAGAUGUCCCUGAGAAACUGAAGCAGGUUCAGCAGCAGGUGGGGGAGCUGAACCAUGCCACCAUAGGAGUCAUCAGUUCACACACAAAACUCCAGGAAAUGAUCCACUCAGUGUUUCAAAGCCAGGAAAAGUUGAGGGAAAGAGUAAAAGCCACAAACUCAGAGCACCUAGAUUGGAUCCGUGUAGAGGGAAACCUGACAGAAAAUAUUGAGAAAAUCCGUCUGGCCGAGCAGUUCUCAAAGCAGUAUAACGAAGAAGCCAAUAGUGUACUCAGGGAAAUGUCCAAGUCAGGUGGCUUGACCUCAUAAGAAACUGUUGAGAAUGAACCUGUAAUAGCCUACAUUUCUUACUACAAUGAAUGACUAAAGUGCUUGUGACAGAAAGGCCUUUAGUAACAGUUCAGAUGCACAAACUACAUAGGAAUUAAAACUGAUCUUGAGACUUCUGGGAGACCAAACCCCUGCAGCCACAUACCAGAAGGUAACUAAAGAUGUCUAAGAGAAUUGUCACAUAAUUAUGUCCUUGAGGAGUUGCCAAUGAGUAGACAAAUUUCAAUGUCACUAAAUUCCAGGUGGCUUCUAAGUGACAGGAAUGCAGUGUUGCUACCUCCAAAUAAAUGCCUCCCUUUUGGUCAUGUCUAUCUAGUUUCAAAUCCUAGAGAUUGUUGAUAGUCAGUAAGAGACUGCUUGUUCUGCCCCUUAUCCUAUCAGGCUAAUGAAAAGAGUCCAUCCCAUUUCUUGUAGAGUGGGAAAUAAUGGCAGGUAUUAUUAAAACCUGCUAUGUGACUCUCAUUUUAAGUACAGUCCUAGCACUUAGAUUCUAGAAACUUCCUUGGGCAAGGUAUGCCAAACAGUGGUCCCUUUGUACUGAUGGGCUGGUGGAUUUGACCACUUGCAGCUCAUCAUGCCCCAAAUUAUUCAAUGGCAGGACAAGCAUGUCAGUACCAUUGAAUAAUAUGUGAUGCAACUGUCCAUAGUUUUUCCCAAAUGUAUAGAGAAAGUGUAUAGGGACCGAACCUUCACAGAUGGGAAGGGUCCACUGUGCAAGGAAAUACAGUGAAUAUAGACUUCAGACAACUGGAAAAAGUAGAAAUGUUCUUCCUAUUCUAAACAUAAUCAAGCUCUCUAAGACAUAAUUUAGAGUGUAAAAGAAAAAAAAGCUUCAAGCACUGACUGCCAUCCCCAUGCUUACUGCCACUGUUAACACUUAGUUUUAAAUAUACAAGUUGAGAAUGUACAUGCAGAUUUUCACCCAAACUUUGUCCCUUGCAUUUUUUGCACACUAAUAUCCUAGAUGGCCCCACAUCUUCUUUUGAACUUAGGAGGGGGGGGGGAAUUAUUUCCCAAACAGUGGUCUGUAUUUCCAGUUGGGAUGCCAUCACCUCAAAAACUGAUCAUCAAGGAUCUUAUAGCUUCUCCUGUGGAAGGGAGGAAAUCUUUCUCCCUACCUUUCCUAACUCUUCACCUACUCCUGCUCCAUUUUUAUUACUUGGUAAUUAAAAAACUGAGGUGCAGGGGAACCUAAAAAUGUUUCACUAGCCUUUGGCCCAUCCCAGCCUUUUUGUACCUUAAGAGAGCAUACUUUGAAAGCCAAGGCACUUAGUCAUCCCUAAUCCUUAAGGAACAAUAUUUUUAAUUGGCCUUUCAAUCUGCAAACUAACUUCUAGAUCACAAGAGACACUGAAGAAAAAGUCUCACCUUUAUUCUCUUCACCAUAUAAUUGGGAAUGUUUACAUUUCAGUCUUUUUCUCUCUUUAAUAUUUCCUUCUUUUUCCUCAGUCUGAAAAUGUUAAGCCAUGUCUGUUAUCUGCAUUAAUGUCUUUAUCAUUCACCCUCCUAAAUGACUACUCACAGCACCACCUCCUUAUAUUUUAAGAAACUUCUCUUUCUCCUACCCCAUCGAUCUCAAAUGCCACUCCAUCUAUCCUAGUUCUUCUUUCCAGUCCCCAGAUGCCUCCACAGAGUUAAAUAAACAGGUCCUUGUCUUAUUUGAAUGAUGCCUAUGUGCAUACUUUGUCUAUGUAAUAAUAAACUCUAUUCAAUUAUUCUAAUUUCUGGCUCUGAUCUCACUGCUAAUUCCCCCUUUUAAAGAGCUCAGUUUCAUGUCUGUUGCUUUUAUCUACUUGAGUAUCCCAGUUUCUGUCUCUAUGCACCAUCACUCUAGGCGAAAGAUCUGAAAAACAUAUGUUCCUUCUGUAUCUGCAAAUAUUACAUAAGUGGAUAGUAAGACAAAAUAACCGGAAGUUGCAGGCCUCAGCAUCUAUGGAAGAAUGAUCAAACAUUGUGUCAGCACCUGACAUGAUGGCGGCAUAUGCCAGUAAGGCCCACCAGGAUCCAAAUGUCAAGCUUGUAACAGUCAAUCCCUGCGUAUUUCUCCCACCUGGAAGAUGGAAGAAUGGCUUUUGUCUGCUCUCUGGAACAUGGUGAUGAAAACUCUCAGCAGAAUGUAUGGCAUGUGUUUAGGACUUUCUGUGUGGCUUCUUACAGGGCACAUUAUACGGUUAAAUGAUUAUUGACAUGCUCAGAUGUAGCCUUAUAAUGGGAUGUACUCAGCUGUAAUCAGUACUUAGAGGUUACUGUAUUUCAUUAUUUUUGUUAUUCUACCAUGGUUCUUUGUGUGUGUGUUUCUCAAAUCAGAAAGUGCAGACAGUAGAGGAGGCUGCAGACUGCUAGAGAGAUCUAUAAUAAACUGGAGGGCACAACAUCUCCAGCCACCUCACAACAAUAAGGUAAGCCAAAAAGCACCAUGAGAAACCUUUCUACAGAGAUGUCGUAAACUGUUCUGAUGUGGAAGAAGACAAAUAGAAAACCUUUUCAUGGAGAAUUGUAAAGAUGGAAAUAAUAUUUGGAACUAUUGGAAAAUGUUGGAAGAAUAUUUUCUCAAGUGUUGGGAAACUCUUAUGGGGAGAAUCCAGAACUGACAAAAAUAUUUACAACCUUCAAGGCUUAUUCUGUGCAAAAUUUGCACAUGGAUUUUGUUUUUCACAGAAAAUUUUCUGCCCAGGAAAGAGCAUUUUCCUCUUGGGCAGUUUUCAAAUCCCUUUUUUUUAAUCUUUGCAGUUGGGAAGAAACUUGAUAAAAUCACUUGUUGCUUUAUUUGAGAACAUAAAUAGUAAAAUUAUUCCAUUCCUAUGGAAGAGGACUUCUGAGAAAUGAUAAGACACAUUCUGGAGCAGCAUUUGAACUGUAUCUUGCCAUCAUAGGUAAUACCUCUACAUAGGGAGGAAUAAUCCCAAUGAAGCUUGUGGUUAUGUGGCAGAUUUUUAUGCCUACCUUCAGUCCAGGGGAACCAGAGUAAUGUCCCAGUGUGACUCCAUGAAUAUAUAUUCACUAGUAAUGCUCUGGUUUCUACAGAACUUCCUCAGGUAGCUGUGCCCAAAGUCACAAUCUUAGAAGUUGUCUGCACAGCCUCAUGUCAUCCUGUUUGAAAGAUGUAACCCUGGGGUCAGGAUUGCAGUGAAUCCUGGCAGAUCAGAUGUGGAUCAGAUGUAUCCAACCCAAUCCUGGGGUAAACAGGGCUUAAAGGGAGUCAAAUUGACACACCAUUUGCUGCAAAGUUUCCAGCAACCCCCAGCUGAUUAGAUGGCCCCUGCGUGCUCCUUACCUCCAUGUGCCACCACUCCUAUUGAGAAAACUCCUUGCUGCUGCAUCUAAUGCAAAAAUGGGGCCCUGGCCCCAUGGGAGCAGCCAGGCAUCCCAUUUCUGCAUCAGAUGCAGCAAUGUGGGAUUUCUCAGUAGCGGUGGUGGCAUAGGGAGGUAAGGAUCAUGGGCCAGCACAGGGAUGGAUGUGUAAACAUCUGCCCAUUCUCAUGUCAGCAUAGAGAGCAACCAAGAUUAGCACCUGGGCAGGGAUAGCACAGGCUCAGCCCCUGAUAUCCUAAUCCAUCUGCUCAGCCCCUUAGUCAACAUAUGGAUCAGGGGAUGCUCCAGCUGUCAUGCACGCACUGAGAAGGUGACUGUGCUGAGGGUGAAUCUCAGGAAGAUAAGAAGAUAAACAGAUUAGCUCACAAGAAGUCUUAUAUACUGAACCAUUGUAGAGAAUAUCCAGAUGAUACAGAUCAAAUACUUCCAAUGGAAUCUUUUAUUAACUUUUAUUAUCUUUUAGGAUGAGUUCAUGCACAUCAUUAUUUGAAGAGCUAUUUUAUGAUAGCAGCUGUCUUCAAGAAAUGGACAACCUAUUUUUUUUUUUACAGCUUUCAGUUUUCUUAUGUAAUUCAUGUGCAGUUUUCCUCUCUUCUGGUAUCCAGUCCUGAAGACUGAUAAAACAUGAGAAAAAGUAAUGUUGAUAUCCUUGAACAGAUUAAAUAAUCUAUCAGUUUUUGUUUUGCUCCCUUUUUCAUUUUCUUGUCCUUACCCAUGCUUUUCCCUAUCAUGUUGUAAUCUCUUUAAAAAAAUAAUUAUUUAAAUUGGCAUAUAUUUUUCGUGCAGGGUGCAGCAUCCCAUUCAAAUGAAUGGGGUGCAUGCCCAUGGCACAUGUGCGCCACCGCACCACCGCCGCGUGCACGAGCCCCAUUCAAAUGAAUAGGGCUCGAGCAUACGCAUUUUUUGGCUUACCGGGGGGGUUCCAGAACGGAUCCCCGCGUAAGCCAAGGGCGCACUGUACUUGCUUACUUUUCACAUCUUUCAUGUGUUGAAUGGAGAAUUUCAUCAUAAAAUGAAGAAAGUGAGAAGUGUAUUUCAACUCAUGCAUUCGUUUAAGAAAAGAAAAUUUGAAAAAGAAAAAAACAAGAUAAAUUUUGAAUAUUUUACAUUUGGAAGUUCUUUCUUUGACAUCAGCCAUGAUAUGAUGCCA
Molecule: messenger RNA, 5448 nt
Organism: Sceloporus undulatus (fence lizard)
Lineage: Eukaryota; Metazoa; Chordata; Lepidosauria; Squamata; Phrynosomatidae
Exons: 4
Coding region: 282-965 (227 amino acids)
Source: RefSeq, a predicted model, not a curated record